Cydia pomonella (codling moth) is the source of this 11322-nucleotide messenger RNA. RefSeq names its product gamma-aminobutyric acid type B receptor subunit 1 (gene GABA-B-R1). NCBI's taxonomy places the organism in Eukaryota, Metazoa, Arthropoda, Insecta, Lepidoptera, Tortricidae. Gene Ontology annotation, biological process: gamma-aminobutyric acid signaling pathway; G protein-coupled receptor signaling pathway. Gene Ontology annotation, molecular function: G protein-coupled GABA receptor activity. The coding region runs from base 4044 to 6959 and encodes 971 amino acids. The record is from RefSeq and is a predicted model, not a curated record. Gene Ontology annotation, cellular component: membrane; G protein-coupled receptor heterodimeric complex. The transcript has 15 exons.
GGCUCGCCGCUCACCGGGCUCAAACCGGGCUCGCAGCCGGAGCGGUUUUAUGGCCACGAGUCAAAGGUGCUCGCGGGGGACGCGCGCUUGCUGUUUACAUUCGCGUUCGUUUUUCAUACGGUUAUACGGUUACAAACCUACGUUUGAGUUCCAGUUCAUAGAGAUAAAAAAUACUAGGCAUAGAGAAAUUAAUAAGUCCUCACUCCAUACACCAGUUUUCUUACCAAAACCAUUACCAAACCAUUACUAUUUUCGUAGUCGACAUCUGGCAUCGUGUAGCGAAUUUGUGAGUAUUUCUACUUGGCAAGAGAGGGCCUACCGCAAACCACGUUUGACGUGUUUCCUCUCUGUCGCACUUGUAAAUUCGUACGUAAAUGUGACAGGGAGGCAACACGUCGAACGUGGUUCGCGGUAGGCCCUCAGAUGUCGCGACUUACGUAAUUUAUAAUGCUUAAAAAUUUUCAGCUACUUGUAAAUGCCAUGUUGUAAUAUUACCUAGUUGGUUACUAAGUUCUGUUACUCGAUUUGCAACCUCUUUAUUUCCGUUAAAACAAAUGCUAGCGAAAAAAUAAAAAAUGACAUAAUGUGGUGAAUUUGUGAGCUAUAAUUAUAUACCACACAUAACGCUUAUCUCGUCGUAUCUAUAUUGAAUUGGGGCCUAAAAGAGAAUUGUAUCGCAGUAAUUGCGUUGCACGAAUGUGGGCAUCCGCCAAACAUGAUUUUGAAGUUGCUUGAAAACCUAAAAAUCAACAAACAAUUUGUUUAUCGCACAAUUAAUAAAUACAAUAGUACUCAGAGCUUCGAUGACCGCAAGAGGUCUGGAAGACCACGCACCGUUCGGACCCCAGCUCUAAUAAAGGCAGUAAAGGCGAGAAUUGCAAGAAACCCCGUCCGGAAGCAAAAGUUGUUGGCAAUACAGAUGUCUGUGAGGAGAAGCUCCCUAAAAAAUUAUCAAUGAAGACCUUGGACUACACGCUUACCGCAGACAAAAAGGUUAUUUGCUUAAUGGACGAUUAAAGACUAUGAGGCUAGAGAGAAGUCGCGUGUUAUUGAAGCGGUACGCACAAAAUGGCCACCGAAAAAUACUAUUUACAGAUGAAUUUUUUUUACCAUUGAAGAAUGUUGUAACCGCCAGAAUGACAGAGUGUAUGCAAAAAACAGUCAAGAGGCGAUUGCGGCUGUUCCGAGAGUGCAACGAGGCCAUCAUCCCUCUAAAUGUGAUGAUUUGGCUGGGUGUGUGAGUAAGUAGUAAGUAAGUAAAUAUGAUAACGACGCCUGAUUUAUUGAAAUCCAGUAAAUAUUACCUUUACCAGUAAAAAUUACAGUUUUCGCACUUCUGGAAACUAUCGGAGGACAUUAGUAAGCAGUCUCCGUAGCCUAUGUACGCCUGCAACUCCAGAGGAGUUACAUGCGCGUUGCCGACCCUAAACCCGCCCCCCCUCGUUGAGCUCUGGCAACCUUACUCACCGGCAGGAACACAACACUAUGAGUAGGGUCUAGUGUUAUUUGGCUGCGGUUUUCUGUAAGGUGGAGGUACUUCCCCAGUUGGGCUCUGCUCUAGAUCUGGAAUGACAUCCAACUGCCAUCGUCUCUUUUAAUGGGUCCCAGAAACUUUCUCAGCACCUUACGUUCUGUGACUAAAAGCUGAUCUCCUCUUUGAGUGUUAGUGUCCAAGCCUCACAUCCAUACAUCUGUAUGGGGCGAAUCACGGUUUUAUAGAUCCGUAGCUUAGUAUGUCUAUUAAGUAGCUUGGCCACCAACACCUUAUGGAGCGCAGCACUACAGCGUAAGGUGUUUUGAAUACGGAUAUUACUUUCUUCGUCUCUUGUAUGGGUAUCAGUGACAGUGUACCCGGGAUAUUUAAACUUAGACACUCCCUUGUAGGUGCUUUCUCCCACAAGUAGAUUCUCUCUCCGGGCCCGACUGUUCCUGUACCGCUUCAUGUGGAGAUAUUCUGUUUUACCGUGGUUGAUUCUGAGACCCACUUUUGCUGCUUCCUGCUCUAAGACCUUUGCCUUUGCCGAUACUUCCACCUCUUCUCGGCUUUCCCCUAGCAAGGAUAGGUCAUCCGCUUACCCUAUCAGUCUAUGCCUUCCAUUAUUUCGGCUCCGAAUUCAAGUCCGAAUUCAACUAACUUUGGACAACAUGUUCCAGUACCAAAUUGAAGCCUUGAUUCCGUCCGGUACUCACCGCGAAAUCAGCCGUUAGGUCGUCGCCUACUCUUACGCGCAUUAGGCUUUUACUAGUGGUUACUUGGAUCAUAUCGACAAAGCGAAAAGACAAAUAGUAAAUGGAUGCUCUGAGCAUACUUCCAGCUUUUCUUCAUGAUCUGUUUGAGGAGGAAAAUCUGGUCAAUUGUACUACGAUUCUAGCGGAACCCACACUGAAACUCACUUAAGAUUUUAUCAUAUUUAUGAUCUAACAAUUGUAGUGUGGUACUUGCCUUACGUUUGGUAACGAACUGUAACAGGAAAAUAUCCUUCUGUAGUAACAAAGGUAUGUUACGAUAUAUUUGGCCACUUUGACAGUUAGCUACGAAGGCUGCGUCAUCGACGAAGAGGAGACUAUAAUAUUUUUUUGAAUUUUGGGAUUUGUCUUAUUGCGAUUAGCUUUUUUUUUAUGUUUGUCUGCGCCAUCUAGCGGCUGACGGUAAAACUAUGGUAUCUCACUUUUAUUAGAUUCCUAAAUAAAGAGAUACGCGCGCUUGUUGUAUGAGUCGUUUUUACUCGCAGUGCACGCACACAUUUUUAUUCACAUUUUGGUAGAUUCUGGGGCACAAUAAGCAGCAGAAGGCUUACCGCGAACCACGUUCGACGUCACACUUACGUACGAAUUUACAAGUGCGACAGAGAGGUAACACGUCGAACGUGGUUCGCGGUAAGCUCUCUGGUUUAUUAGAAACAUUUGAAUCUUACAGUAAGUAGGUAGAAUACAUUGACAUUUUGCAAAAUUUUCAUACUUGUAGCUAAUUUCAAUUAUAAAUAUUGAUAAUAGCGAAUUUUUUUGCAGUAGUUUGAUUAUUUAAAACUCCCGCAAAGCACCUAACAGUCAUUUAGUAUGUAAGGGUCUUUCAAGUGUGAAAUGUCCACAGCAGUUUGACCUGCACUGGUUUCUGUAGGGUACACGCAUGCGCUGUAAGGUUGGGGAAGGUAGCUAGAGACGUAAAUAAAAAGAAAGGUCGCCCCUGAAAUUCUGGCAAAUGCCGAGUCAGCUGCGAAGUUGCCUUCAAACGCUAUUGGCCGAAAGUUUGUCAUCACAGAUAAGGCAGCAUUUAGUGCCCCAUGAAGUCAGGCGCUGGUAUAUGUAGAGAGAAAAGGCAAUAUCACCUGUUUCACAAGCUGAAAAGAUCUUGUAAUUUUAGAAAGAUUCUUGAUUAAACUAUUGCCGUCCUUGUCUAACAAUAUAUUGAUUUUAGAAAAUUAAUUAUGCAGAAAAUUUUAUUGACGCUUGGUGAUGGUAUAUCCAUUUUUGUUUUAACUCCACCUACAGUGUCUUAAAUUUUAUUUUAAGCUUUAGUUCCAGAAGGUCGGUAGUGCCGAGCGGCACGUGGUCUCGUCUCUCUAAAAGCUUGCAAGAUCUUUACACAGGGGUUCAAUGCCGGGGGGUGCGGGCCUGCGCGCGGCGGCAGCGGCUGUGCAGGGGUCGCUGUCAGUCGAGCUGAGAACACGCGCCAGCCUGUCGCAUGGUCCUCCUCUACGUCUGAACGAUACAUUGAAACUUUUAGUCUGUUCUCUAAUCAUAUCCUUCUCACAAAAAAACUGAUUUUAAAAUACCGAUACAACUUACUGAAUUGCUUUCAGACUCUUUUAACCCAGUUUGUAGAACUUUUCCUCACAGUGAUUGAACUUUCGCCAAAGAACUUUUAGUGGCGGGAAAACAAUUUCAUAUCUCGCUUGACGUGUCGUGUCAUAUGUGUACGUAGAGUGGAGGGGGCGUUUGUCUCGGCUGGAGACAUGGUAUAUUCGUCGUGAAUCGAUAUUUUUGGGACAUUCUUUGGCAGAUACCAUGAAUUUCGAGGCAAAAUAAAGGAGAGAAGAUGAAAAAUGCACGAAGAGGUGAUCAAUGACAGUAUGUCCCCGCCGCGAGCGAUGACCCAGCGCGGCGCGCGCGUCGGGCUGAGCGCGGCGGCGGCGGCGGCUGGGCCCGGUCACGGCGCGACGCACCAUCCACCUAAAAAACCACAUUUUAUACAAAAUUACACGCUUAUUAGGUUAUACCUACUCUCUUUACGGGUGAUAUCAUACUUAUAUCAAAAUGCCUCCCUCUCGCGAGCGCGGACGAACAUUAAUUUUUUAAAGCGUCCGCUAGUCAAAUUAAAAGAUUUUGUACAUUCCUUAAGAACUAGGACAAUUAUUUCCGAUAUUAAGUCGUUAUUAGUCGAGGUAAUAGUGCAAUUAUUCGUUGUUGCCAAGUGUGUGUGCGUGGCGCGGAGUCGAUGGAGGUACGGUGGGCGGAGUAAAGGCGGGCGAGCGCGAGCGCUGGUGCUGUGGCUGAGCGUGUUAAGUGCGUGCGAGGGAAGGAGAGACAACGACCUGCACAUCGGGGGCAUCUUCCCGAUGGAGGGCGAGGGCGGCUGGCAGGGCGGGCAGGCUUGCAUGCCGGCCGCCGAGCUGGCGCUGGCCGACGUCAACGCGCGCUCCGACCUGCUCUCCGGCUUCAAGCUGCUUCUGCACAGCAACGAUAGCAAGUGCGAGCCGGGGCUGGGUGCAAGUGUUAUGUACAAUUUGCUCUACAACCCGCCACAAAAGUUGCUGCUGCUGGCAGGAUGUUCGACCGUGUGCACCACCGUUGCUGAAGCCGCUAAGAUGUGGAAUCUCAUGGUUCUGUGUUACGGCGCAUCAUCGCCUGCGCUCUCCGACCGGGCGCGCUUUCCCACUCUGUUCCGCACGCACCCCUCGGCCACCGUCCACAAUCCUACGAGGAUCAAGCUCAUGCAGAAGUUCGGCUGGUCUCGCAUCGCUAUUCUGCAGCAAGCCGAGGAGGUGUUUAUUUCGACGGUGGAGGAUCUCGAGGCGCACUGCAAGAAGGCAAGCAUCGAGAUCGUGACGCGCCAGUCGUUCCUGUCGGACCCGGCUGACGCCGUGCGCAACCUGCGGCGGCAGGACGCGCGCGUCAUCGUCGGCCUGUUCUACGUGGUAGCGGCGCGCCGCGUGCUCUGCGAGGUCUACAAACUCAAACUUUACGGGAAAUCUUACGUGUGGUUUUUUAUCGGCUGGUACGAAGACAACUGGUUUGAAACUAACUUGGAGAAAGAAGGUAUCGACUGCACUGUGGAACAAAUGCGAGAAGCCGCCGAGGGGCACCUCACCACUGAGGCCCUCAUGUGGAACCAGAACGCCAAUCAGACCACUAUCUCUGGGAUGACUUCCGAGGAUUUUCGAUCUCGACUGAAUGAGGCUCUGCGUGAGGCCGGAUAUGACAUCGACGGAGAGAGGUACCCGGAGGGCUACCAAGAGGCGCCACUGGCUUAUGACGCGGUUUGGGCGGUCGCAUUAGCUUUCAACAAGACGAUGGAAAAACUGGAAAAGAGCGGGCUGAGUUUAAAAAAUUUUACGUACACCAAUAAAAAGAUUGCUGACGAUAUAUACGAGGCCAUAAACUCAACGUCAUUCCUUGGUGUAUCGGGUCUGGUGGCAUUUUCAUCCCAAGGUGACCGCAUAGCUUUAACGCAAAUCGAGCAGCUGUCAGAGCAACAUUACGUGAAGCUCGGCUACUACGACACGCAAGCCGACAACCUGACGUGGUUGGACCGCGAGCGGUGGGUCGGUGGCAAGGUCCCCCCGGACAGGACGGUGAUAGUGAACGAGCUGCGGACGGUCUCGCUGCCGCUGUUCGCUUGCAUGGCGUCGCUGUGCGUGGCCGGAAUCAUCGCGGCUAUCGCGCUCAUCAUAUUCAACUGCGUGCACCGCCAUCGAAGGGUAAUCCAGUGGUCCCACCCAGCGUGCAACACGGUGAUGUUGUGCGGCUGCUGCAUCUGCCUGGGCGCGGCCGUGGCGCUCGGCGUCGACGGCCGCUGGGUGCAGCCGCAGCACUUCCCCGGCCUGUGCGCGGCGCGCGCGUGGCUCCUCGCCACCGGCUUCUCGAUGGCGUACGGCGCUAUGUUCACGAAAGUCUGGCGAGUGCACAGACACACUACUAAACCUAAGGCUGAUACCAAGAAACGUAUGCACGGCUGGAAACUAUACACCAUGGUGGGCGGUCUGUUAGUGGUGGAUGCGACGCUGCUCACCACGUGGCAGCUGCGGGACCCGCUGCAGCGCGAGGUAGAGACCUUCUCGCUGGAGUCCCCGCGGCACCACGACGACGACGUCCACAUCAGGCCCGAGCUCGAGCACUGCGAGAGUAAAAACAAUACCGUCUGGCUAGGACUGAUGUACGGCUACAAAGGCCUGGUGCUGGUAUUUGGGCUAUUCCUGGCCUACGAGACGCGAUCCGUGAAGGUGCGGCAGAUCAACGACUCUCGCUACGUGGGGAUGAGCAUCUACAACGUGGUGGUGCUGUGCCUCAUCACCGCGCCCGUCACGCUGGUCAUCGCCUCGCAGCAGGACGCCUCCUUCGCCUUCGUCUCGUUGGCGAUCGUUUUCUGCUGUUUCCUGAGUAUGGCACUGAUAUUUGUUCCUAAGGUGAUCGAGGUGAUCCGGCACCCCACGGAGCGCGCGGAGAGCGGCCGCGGCUCCGGCUCCGGCUCGGCGCCCGCCGACGAGGAGCGCUACCGCGAGCUCGUCAAAGAGAACGAGGAGCUACAGAAGCUCAUUACGCAGAAAGAGGACCGCAUCCGAGUGCUGAAACAGAAGUUGUCGGAGCGGGAGGCGGCGGCGGCGGACGGCGUGACGCAAGGUACGGCCGUCGUGUUCGCGGACCUGGCCACCGCCACCUCCGACUACGGCACCUCCACCAAUUACACGCGCUCCUCGCGAGCUUCAGUAUCCGACCCCGAAUUUUCCGAAAGCUACCUCUAAAUCUACUCUUCUAGAGGCAGCAAAAUGAUUAUGAUGACCGUCGCAACUUGAGCUUCUCGUUUAGACGUAAAUUACCUACAAACAUUAAAUUUUACGUCUGAAGCACCGUUGUCUCAAAUUCCAAUAAAACAAUUUGCAUGGCGAUUGGCGAUGCAAAUAAAUAGACGCGUGCAAGUUUCUCUACUAUGCAUUUUGUCAGCUCUCCAUAAGGCAACACUAAUUUGUAUUCAACUAUUUUGCUGCGUCUGGUGGAUGUUUCGUUCAAUUAGUUUCAUAAAAUAAUCCUGUUUUAGAACCAUUAAUUAAUAUGAAAAUUAGGUCCUGUUCUUAAAAUACCUGACACGAGGUGUUUUUUUAUCAAUCCGAACACUUUUUUUUAAAUAAUUAUUAAGUAUGUCUGAUACCCUCAUUGUUUUUAUAGGCAAUUUCGGUAAAUAAACAAUUUUAAUAGGUGCCUUACGUACACAUUCCCGACGGACGUCAUUUUUAUUGUUUAAAGACAAAUGGACGUCAACCACACCUACAGACUCCGUACUCAACAGCUUGUAUAAUGAAUAACUAUAAUUCUUUAACGAAUAGACGUGCGCUGGCUGUUCGACGACAGAACCGCUCGAACACCUAGCUAAGAGGUCAGUAGUUUGCGCUACGCCAGCGGAACCCUUUCUGUCUCACUAUCACUCUUACAAAUUAUUGAGAUAGAGAGACAGAUAGCGUUUCGUUGUCGUAGCGCAAACGAUUGACAUCUUUGCGAGGCACCCAGGACCUCCAAAUGUCAAAUUAGAAUUAAAAAAUUGACUAGCCGAGAAGUGAAUUCUUUUUUCAUUUGAAUUUGAUUUGAAAUCCGUAAGACAAUUAGUACAAACUGAAAUAAAAUAAAUAAAAUGUUCUUACAUCGUAACAAUUUGAUAUACGCAACUUUUAUAUUAAAGUAUGACGCUACUAAGCCGCCAUAGAGUCGUAUAUAUGAAUAUGCGUCUCAUUUUUUUCUAUUGGUAUAAAGACAAGAGCUCCAUAAUACUCUUACCAAAUUCCACUCACUCGGCCGUGUGUUGCGGGUUACUUAAACACGUUCACUGUGAAUAAUUUGCUGCACAAAGGAAUAUAGCUAAUUAAAAAAGCUAAUCUAAAUUAAAUACUCGUGGCUUAAAUAUUUUUUUAUUUAACUAAGUCUUGCAUUUUUCGACGAUAUCUAAUGCAUUAUUAAGCCAUGGAGUAUUUUAGAGGACCCUCUGUACCUAAUCGCUCAUAUUUUGUGAAAACGUUGAAGUCAUCCCCUCUGUACCUACCACCUACCUCACGUCUUGUGUAAAUACCUACUGCACGUUCUUACCGUGUUGUCUAAUUAAUGUGUUUACAUAUAUCCUUAUUAGACUGAAUUAGCGUUACAAUCUACAUUUAGAUUAAUGACCACUAUUCUAUGAUAAUAUGGCAUUAGACAGUAGGUAUUACUUAUUGACAUCCUGCAAGGACUCGUCGUACUUACCUAGUUUCUGUUUAAGUUAUUUUCUACUCAUUUUUUAUCGGACUUUCACAGUCCAAAUUGUCAUUACUUACAACGAUGUUUUCAUCCAUUUUAGUACUAUACUCGUACGUAGGUUACUAUAAAAAUAUAUUUACCAAUUGUCUUCGGAGGACCUACACAUUUACAUAUUUUAUUGGCACAAAUGUUACGAUUAAAAAAAUAGUUUAAGCGUUAAAUUACUGUCGCUAAUAAUUGAUUUAAGUAGGUAGUAUAAGAUCUUUUUUUUAAUUUAUGAAGUAAUUCUAAAGAAAUUUAAAAAAUGUAAAUUGUAUGAAAAUGAAUGGUCUUGUUUGCGACAGUGAUUUUUCUGAAAUUCAUGCAGUCAAAUCUCGUUAUGCCGCACCCCCUUCCCCGCCUGGAACUUCUUACGAAACGCGUCUCGAGUGUGUAGUAAAACUCUGCCUCAUGUUACAGUUGUUAUUUAUUGUAAAUGAGAAGUUCCAAACUGUGUGUGUCGGGAGAUUCUUCACCUACCGUAGGUACAUCAUGAAUUAACAAUCUGGUAUAUUGUGUUGUGUCACAUGUCGAGCCGUAUACAGCAGCAUGCAACGUAAGUAGUUUGAAGAUGUCACCCGUUCCUUGUAGCUCGAGAUUAGGUACUUGUGUUGUGUUACCUACCUCAUGACAUGCAUGGUACCCCGCACUCACGCUGCACUAAUGCCCCGUAUAUAGACCUAUUAACACCGAUCCACAAGAUUACUAGCCACGAAUGCGAGCUUGCUCACAUUCUUAAAAUGUGCAAAAUAUUCGCACCCUAUACAAACUGAGAUGUUCUAAUCUAUACAAAACAAUAUCUUUCGGACGGAGCUCACUAGCUACCCAAUACGGCACUUAUAAUUGUCGCUUGAUUGUGUAAAAAAUAUAUAUAUUUAAUUGAUGUAAAACAUUCAUUAAAAUGCUAAGUAACGAGAUUUCCUUGCAUGAAUGUUGUUAUCGUUGUUUUAACAAAUUUAUGCUUAUUGCUAGAUGGAGCUAUUGAUAUCUUAAGGGUUGACACUUAUUUUGAUAUUAUAGUCAUAAUUUCAUUAGGAUAUGCAUAAUUGCAUAUAACAUUAUGCUCACUCAUUGCGUUGAUUAGGAGUAGGAUAGAUUAAAAUUUGAGAUGUUUUUUGUUUAUUUGGUUUGUCAAAACUAUAAAUUAGUUUUUAAAGUUAAUCUGUAUGUUGGCUAUUAGCAAAUAGUAAGGGGUAUAAUAGUGUUUUAAAAAAUGAUGUCAUUAUUUACAGAAGCUUUACAGUGCACCUUUAAUAAAACUAUAUUUUCCUUUUUUUAAGUACCACGUGACACCGCGUUUAUUAACGUAAAAAAGGUGGAAUACACUUAGUUCGAGGAAUUAUGUAGUUACGGUAUUUUUUGUAAGUAGGACCAAGUAGUAAAUUUAAUUUUAAAAGGAAGUAAUGCCCACCUCAAAAAUUAUUAUAUUAUUAUCAUGGGUUAAUUAGGUAAGUCUUUUAGACUUCUGAGCAGCCCAAGUAGACUAAUAUAUUCUAAAAGGCCAUUUGAACAUACACCUGGUCAAACCGAUAUUUGAAUGAUAUUGAAAUUAUGUGUAUUCUGCCUGUCCUAACCUAUGGUGCUGAAACGUGGUCACUCACCAAGGCGCAAAAGAAUAAAAAUAAAUUGAAAGUUUGCCAAAGAGCAAUGGAUCGCAUCAUGCUAGGCGUAAGACGGAGUGGCCGAAUCUGAAAUUCUACGCUGCGCUCAAAAACGAGCAUUACUGAGGGCCUACCCUGCCUUAUAUUAUAGCCCUGAUGUAGGAGCUAAGACCGCCAAGCUGAAAUGGGACUAGGCCGGCCAUCUCUGCCGCAUGUACCUACCCACAGAGGUGGGGGGUGAAAAUAGCCACGAUAUUGGUGCCGAAUGAUGGGCGAGGAGCUGGCAGGCCCAGGCGGAGAUGGUGGAAUGACCAGGACGUAUAUCUCAACAGCUUGUCGGAGAUUGCUCAAAACUGAAAUGGAUGAAGAUCGUGCGGGAAAAACCUUUGCCCAGGAGUUGGAAUCUUAUCAGUUAGCUGUCAUUCGCGCGUUCAUUUCACUCUGACUUGUACAUGUAUUAGUGCAAGCGAGACGCCCGCGCGAAUGAUAGCUAGGCAAAGUGACAUGAUUCCAAUACCUAUGAUUCAAAUAUUGGUUUGAUUUGUCAGGUGCACGCUAGAUUUAGUCUGUAAAUUCAUGAAAUACGUUGAAUUAUUUGCAUUAUUUUGAUUAACCAUUUUUUCACCCUUGUAAGCUUCAUUAUUCCUAUUUUAAAACGCCUUAUACCUACAUAUACAUAUAAUAAUUGUGUUGCAUUAUACAGUCAUGAAAAAUGAAAAUAUAUUUGCAUAUAAUUUCAAGCAAAAUUUACUUAUUUUCAUUGCCUUUGACUGUGGAAUACAUGUAUAUAAUAUGAACAGUGUUGAGUACGUGUUCGACAUUGCCUAGGCACCUCAGGGGCCGUAGCCAAGAUGCCAAUCAUUUAUCCAUUAACGCCAAUCAAAAAGUAAAACUGUAUCGGGGUGACAGAUCAAAGAAAAGUUACGUAAUUUUUUCCAUACAUUCUAUAAGUUUCAUACAAAUAGGUGUCACUUGGCUAUACCUCCAGGCCUAGUCAAUUCGAACUUGUUGUUGCAUCAACGGAUGAAAGGAUUAGAACAUAAUAUAUGUACAGCUUUCACAAUUUGAUUUUAUUUGCAUUUUUAAUUUACUAACCUAUGCAGGACCCUUUAAACGCCGUAUGUGAGACGAGGUGAAAAUAAAUUGUGAUAGUUUAAAGUUGCGAUAUACGGCGGUUAAAAGGUAAACAUGGUCAUCUGUUUAUUUUAUUUAUAAGUUAAUAUAAUCUGCCCAACAAAAUAUAGGU